AAAUCAUAGUAUACAAAAAGAUUCUGUUAAAAGAUACAAGAAAUUUGUUUAGGAAAGAAACUGAAGGAAACAAGAAACUGAGAAGAUGUAUACUAUCUUUUUCCAGUUCCAAUUUCCACAACCCGUAAUCCCUUAAACCAAGUUCAAACUCAAGGCAACUUCUUCUGGCUCUUAUGAUUCUGAGAAGGACAUUUCCAUUUACCCUCACAACCUCUCCUUAUUACACUUCUGCCACUCUCUCCCUCCUUCAUCUCCUUCAACUCUCCAUCGACUUUCGAUCUCAAAAACUCGCCCAACAAUCUCACGCUCAAAUCCUCGUCAAUGGCUUCGCGCACAACCCUUUCCUCGCCACCAGGCUCGUCUCUGCUUACGCCACGUGUGGCCACUUAACCCUGUCAAGGUUCGUCUUUGACUCCGUCGAGUCCAAAAACGUCUACCUCUGGAACUCACUCAUUAAUGGGUACGUUAAAAAUCACGACUUUCGCCAAGCCCUUGCUUUGUCCCGUGAAAUGGGUCGCGAUGGUGUGUUGCCUGAUGAUUACACUAUGGCAACGAUUUUCAAACUUUCUGGGGAACUCAAGGACUUGGCUUCCGGGAAAUUGAUUCAUGGGAAGGGUAUAAGGAUUGGGUUUGUGUCGGAUGUUGUUGUUGCCAAUUCUCUGAUGGCAAUGUAUUGCCGGUGUGGGGAGUUUGAUGAUGCAGUGAAGGUGUUCGACGAAAUGCCUCAGAGGAAUGUGGGUUCGUUCAAUGUUGUAAUUUCUGGAUGUGCCGCCUUGGGGAAUUGUGUUUCUGUUUCCCGUGAUGAUUUAUGGAACUUUUUUGUGAGAAUGCAGUGUGAGGGGUUUAAGGCUGAUGCUUUUACAGUUGCGAGUUUGUUGCCUUUGUGUUGUGGCGAUACGGGGAAGUGGGGUUAUGGGAGGGAGCUUCACUGUUAUGUUGUGAAGAAUGGGUUGGAUUUGAAGAUGGGUUCAGAUGUGCAUAUGGGGUCUUCUUUGAUUGAUAUGUAUUGCAGGAGUAAGAAAGUUGUUAUUGGGAGGAGGGUGUUUGACCAAAUGGAAAACAGAAAUGUAUAUGUUUGGACGGCCAUGAUCAACGGUUAUGUACAGAAUGGAGCACCUGAGGAUGCAUUGGUUCUCCUCCGUGAGAUGCAAAUGAAGGAUGGUAUACGUCCCAAUAAGGUAUCACUUGUUAGUGUGCUUCCAGCUUGUGGCUUGCUUGCUGGAUUAAUAGGAGGGAAACAAGUACAUGGGUUUUCUAUUAAAAUGGAGUUAAAUGGUGAUGUUUCCCUAUGCAAUGCUUUAAUUGACAUGUAUUCAAAAUGUGGGAGUUUGGAUUAUGCAAGACGAGCCUUUGAAACUGGUUCUUACUUCAAAGAUGCUGUCACUUGGAGUUCAAUGAUCUCUGCAUAUGGAUUACAUGGGAAAGGAGAGGAGGCUGUAAUUACGUAUUACCAAAUGCUUCAGCAUGGGUUCAAACCAGACAUGAUAACAGUGGUGGGUGUUCUUUCUGCUUGUAGCAAGUCGGGAUUGGUAGAUGAAGGCAUUAGUAUAUAUAAGUCACUGAUGACUGAAUAUGAAAUAAAACCAACUGUUGAAAUUUGUGCUUGUGUUGUUGAUAUGUUAAGUCGAUCAGGCCAGCUUGAUCAAGCCUUGGAAUUCAUCAAAGAAAUGCCUUUAGAUCCUGGUCCAAGUGUUUGGGGAUCACUUUUAACUGCCUCAGUAAUGCAUGGGAAUUCAAGGACUAGAGACCUGGCUUAUAGGCAUCUCUUAGAACUGGAACCUGAAAACCCUUCAAAUUAUAUCUCACUUUCAAAUACAUAUGCUUCCGAUAGAAGAUGGGAUGUCGUGACUGAGGUGAGAACAAUGAUGAAAGAAAGAGGUUUAAGAAAAGUUCCAGGUUGCAGUUGGAUAACUAUUAGUGGCAAGACUCAUUCUUUUUCUGUUGCUGACAAAGCACAUCCUUCGUCUAGUUUAAUCUACGAAAUGCUUGAUGACCUUGUAUCAAUAAUGACAGACGGUUGUGGAGAUAUUGAUAUCCUGACCUAAAUCUCCUGGUACUGAUGUGUUCAAAAUCUUGAAGUGAAAACUGGCCUGCCAUGUAACUCAGCUAACUUUGAAGCCAUUUGUUUCGCCAUCGUUCGAGGCUCAAAAGUAGAUAUGCUGUUCAUUAUUUGAAUGUGAAAAAUGGUAGAAAAGUCCCAGCUUAUUGGUUGUUUUUAGUAAAUAUGGUUAACUUAAUGGAGGCAUUAGUGUCUUUGAGGUUUGAACAUGGUGAGUGCAAUCCCCGUCUCCCUGUGACAAUGAGCAACUAAUCACUGUGUAGAUGAGAUGCUUGGAGGUUCACAUGUAGCCUAGCAUCAUGAAGAAGAAAUGGAGAGGGGGAAAAUCUCUAAUUAUAGGAAACUAUAGGAACCCAUACCCUAAAAAGAAAAGGGGGGAAAUCUACAGGGACCAAAAUAUUAUUUAAACCAUUUCAUCCAAAUCAAGCCUCAUUACUUCAUGGGUAUCAAAAGCAUAUAAAGCUAGCUUCCCAGUACCCACAAGAAUGGGAUAAUAGGGAUCUGCAUGGAGCUCACAUUCCGAUUUACAACCUUACAGUGAAGAUCUCCAUUUCAAAUGUAAUAGCAUUAGCACUAGAAGAGUUGAUUCGACAAUUCAUGCCGCCAUCGAAUACAAAUGAUGAAUCAUCAAUUUCAAAUUCUUUUGCUUUCAAGGAUUGCUACUUGCUAGCUUGAAUUCUUUCUUGGAUAGUUUGCCAUAAUUAUCGGGGUGAAAGAUAAUUCUUUUCAAACAAGUACAGGAUGGAAUGGUGGUUUAGGAGGAAUAAAUUAUAGUCAUAGGAUAUACAAUUGUAUAUCCGCUGGAGCACUACUGCUUCGUCAACUUUGGUCUCUUUUGUUUUAAGAAUCGUUACCAACACUAUUGUUUGAUGAAAUUUAUUGAAAAUCAUAAUUUUAUAA
This is a messenger RNA of Cajanus cajan (pigeon pea), 2959 nucleotides long. RefSeq names its product pentatricopeptide repeat-containing protein At3g12770. Gene Ontology annotation, molecular function: protein binding; RNA binding. The record is from RefSeq and is a predicted model, not a curated record. Gene Ontology annotation, biological process: RNA modification. Lineage: Eukaryota; Viridiplantae; Streptophyta; Magnoliopsida; Fabales; Fabaceae.